AUGGGAUCAUGCUAAAUCUAAAGAGUAGAAUCCGAAUCAAAUUCAUUUAAAGAAUCUUCAUCAAAAUGCAAUUAUUCCAAAUCAUCCAUUAUUAUUAAUCAAAUUGUCUAACCUUUAAAUACUGAAAAUAAACUUGAAUUAGACCAAAUAAUAGAAGAUGAAGAAAACCUCUUAACUGUAUAAACUAGAAUAAAAAAAAACAAGAGAUUAUAUAAUUUUUAAGAAGAAGAAUCUCAUAGAAAAAUAUCCAAUAGAGAUAAUGUUGAAUCACUCAAAUUAGGAGCAAAAUAAAAACGAUACUUAUAUAAGACUAGUGUAACACAUAGUCAUUUUGAUGAAAUUAAAUAAAAUUCACCUGCACUUAAUCAAUCUUUAUAAGCAGAAAAAGAUGAUGAUGCAAAAUCUGUGAAAAGUAUAUUAAAAAAAAAUAGCAAAUUAAAAGAUAGUGUAAGUGGUUCUCCAGAAACAAGAUCAGUACGUUUUGCAAGAGGUACCAUUUUUAGAACUAAAAGCUAACAUUCUCUUCGUCAAUCUAAAAAUAAAAAGCAUAAUCGACGUGAUACAAGAUAAAAUGAAUCUAUGAAUUCUUUUGAAAUUAAAAGUCCUAAUUGGAAAAGACACAGAGAAUAAGAAAAAGUAUAAAUUACUACUAUUCCUGUUCUAUUUUCUAUGAAUCAAAAUAUAGGAGUUAAAACUAAACUUUUCUCCUAUUAUUGA
Paramecium pentaurelia is the source of this 717-nucleotide messenger RNA. Lineage: Eukaryota; Ciliophora; Oligohymenophorea; Peniculida; Parameciidae. The record is from the annotation of a GenBank genome assembly.